UCGACUUCAGUCCGACGCGUGUCUCCGCGCAAUGCGCGCGAAACGUCAUUGUCAAAGUUUUUUGCCAUAGAGUACGGUAGAAAACCUUAUUGCACAAAGUUUCAUAUUAAACAUAAUAUAUGUAUAAUAUACAUAAUUAUACUGUAAAAUGUUUUAAAACAAAUAGAGCUUUGGGGGUUUUUUUUCACUGUGAAUAUAUCUCUCUUUUUCUUCGUCAAGUGGCAUGUGAUUUUUUUAAAAUGAGUUAUGGAUUCGCGGAUUUUGAAUUGAAUAAAAACUGUUGUGAUGUUAAAAGUGAAACACAGACUGAAGAGAGGGAAGAAGUUCAUGUUUUGGGUCCAAGUCGACGGUGCUUGGCCUGGGCCUGUAAGGCCUGUAAGAGGAAAACUGCAGCGGUUGACAGAAGAAAAGCAGCUACAUUGCGGGAAAGGCGGCGGUUAAGAAAAGUCAACGCAGCCUUCGAAGAGUUAAGAAUACGUGCGAGGGCUGGCAGUGGUCGGCUUCCAAAGCUGGAGAUACUUCGAGCUGCUAUUCAACAUAUAGAAAGGCUGCAGGCUGCACUACGAGCUGCUACUGUUUUGGAGUCAGAGAGCUGCAAAGGGUACGUCGAGCCGCCGAACUCGCGAACUGAAAUCAGAGACAAUAACAAUGACCGGGAGAAGCCUUUUUUAAAUGGGGAGUCGACGUGUGGCCUUAACAGUUUGGCAAGACUUCGGUGUAUAGUACAGGCAUUGGCUAAAGACAAUGUGUGAUUUAGUUAGACUAUUUAUUUACUAGCAAAUUAAUAAGCAUAUAGGAAAUUAUAGCCAAAUAUUAUAGUAAACAUGUUGUGUAUAAUUAUUUAAAUAAUUGUAAAAAUCGUGCUACAUAUAGUUCUAUUUUGGUACAAAAAGCACUUGAUCUAUUGACACAAAUUUGUUUUUAAAAUUUAUUCUUGCAUGAAUAACCAAAGAAAUUUAACCAAAACAAAAUAUAAAGUGAUAUUGUGUUAGAGUUCAGUAUAGUGCCUUACAUAAUAUUUUAUUUGUUAUUUGAAUAUGGCUCAUUAAAUUAUUUUACGAAAAA
Molecule: messenger RNA, 1065 nt
Organism: Pieris rapae (cabbage white)
Lineage: Eukaryota; Metazoa; Arthropoda; Insecta; Lepidoptera; Pieridae
Gene: nau
Product: myogenic factor 6
Exons: 4
Coding region: 120-752 (210 amino acids)
Biological process (GO): muscle organ development; regulation of transcription by RNA polymerase II; positive regulation of myoblast differentiation
Molecular function (GO): RNA polymerase II cis-regulatory region sequence-specific DNA binding; DNA-binding transcription factor activity, RNA polymerase II-specific; protein dimerization activity
Source: RefSeq, a predicted model, not a curated record